AUUGUUGACAUGUGGAAUGAUCGAACACUCACAUCAUCUCGAGGGUAGGACAUUAUUUUAUUCACGCGAGAUCCACACUCCAUGUGAGGGUCGAUCACCCAUUCAGUCACCAAAAUUUGGGCACUCUGGCAUUUUCCUUAUUAAAGUAGCGGCCAAGUGAUCCAAGAGAGUGAGCAUGGUAGAGGGAGAAAGCAUGGGUUACAGAGGUCUCUUUUUCGUAGUGAUUUUCUCUCUUUCAGCCUUGUCUGGUUUUUUGGCAGAAAAUGAGGAACCAGCAGGGCUUGUAAUGAACUACUACAAAGACACUUGCCCACAAGCUGAAGACAUCAUUAAAGAACAAGUCAAGCUUCUUUAUAAACGGCAUAAGAACACUGCUUUUUCUUGGCUCAGAAACAUCUUCCAUGACUGCUUUGUUGAGUCAUGUGAUGCAUCUCUAUUGCUGGAUUCAACAAGGAGGGUUUUGUCUGAGAAGGAAACUGAUAGGAGCUUUGGAAUGAGAAACUUUAGAUACAUUGAGACUAUAAAGGAGGCCUUAGAGAGGGAAUGCCCUGGAGUUGUCUCCUGUUCAGACAUUCUUGUCUUGUCUGCAAGAGAUGGAAUCGUUUCGCUUGGAGGGCCAUACAUCCCUCUUAAAACUGGAAGAAGAGAUGGUAGAAAAAGCAGAGCAGAUAUACUUGAGCAACAUCUCCCUGACCACAAUGAAAGCAUGAAUGUUGUUCUUGAGCGGUUUGCCAACAUUGGAAUCAACGCCCCCGGAGUUGUUGCUUUACUAGGUGCCCACAGCGUGGGUCGAACCCACUGUGUCAAGUUGGUUCACCGUUUGUAUCCAGAGGUGGAUCCGGCACUCAAUCCGGACCAUGUCGAGCACAUGCUCCAUAAGUGCCCCGAUGCAAUACCGGACCCUAAAGCUGUCCAGUACGUGAGGAAUGACCGUGGCACGCCUAUGAAACUCGACAACAAUUACUAUAGAAACAUAUUGGAUAACAAGGGACUGUUGAUUGUGGAUCAUCAACUAGCCACAGACAAAAGGACUAAGCCAUUUGUCAAGAAAAUGGCCAAGAGCCAGGACUAUUUCUUCAAGGAGUUUUCUCGAGCAAUCACCAUUCUCUCCGAGAACAACCCUCUUACCGGCACACAAGGGGAAAUCCGAAAGCAAUGCAAUCUUGCCAACAAGAACCGCUAAAAGCUUUCGAUGAAAUCGUGCUAGUAGAUGACCCAAAUUUACUAGGAACGUGGCUUAGUUUGUUGUUGACGUAAUUUGGCUCAUCACUUUUUGUCCCUUGUGCUAAUGAGGGACAGUAGAGUGAGAGAGACAAAAAUAAGAUGGUUUUUUCCAUCAGUUGGGAGUGUUUUUAGUGCAACUUGAAUUUGAUUGUGGCCAUAUUAGUGGCUACAACAAGAUGAUGUGGGGAAUAGAUAUGGUGAAUGUUGGUGUAAGAAUUGAUGGUGGUGACGGUGUAUGAUGCAAAAUGCAUGCUUGUGUUGAUAAUGUUUGUUGAAUUCUCAAGGCAUGACUCAAUUCACAUAA
Messenger RNA from Olea europaea var. sylvestris, 1528 nucleotides. RefSeq names its product peroxidase 42-like. Gene Ontology annotation, biological process: response to oxidative stress; hydrogen peroxide catabolic process. The coding region runs from base 176 to 1183 and encodes 335 amino acids. Gene Ontology annotation, molecular function: heme binding; peroxidase activity. NCBI's taxonomy places the organism in Eukaryota, Viridiplantae, Streptophyta, Magnoliopsida, Lamiales, Oleaceae. The record is from RefSeq and is a predicted model, not a curated record. The transcript has 4 exons.